Messenger RNA from Dicentrarchus labrax (European seabass), 1438 nucleotides. Its product is annotated as speriolin-like. The record is from RefSeq and is a predicted model, not a curated record. The transcript has 4 exons. The coding region runs from base 94 to 1074 and encodes 326 amino acids. NCBI's taxonomy places the organism in Eukaryota, Metazoa, Chordata, Actinopteri, Moronidae.
AUUUUGCCAUGUUGUGAUUUGAUAUGCAAUUCUGCCGGCGUUCAGCAAGUUUUGGUUUGGUUGUGGCUCAGCUGUGAAACUGGGAGCCCCAGUAUGGACCUGGAGGAAACUGUUGCUGACUUGUUGUCUAAAAAUGAACAACUCGGGCAGGAAAAUGAUCAGUUGAAGGCGAUGCUGAGUGUAGUCAAGGAAAACAGAGACCUGAGAGCCAGGAUGCAGAGCUUCAACAAUGACACCCUGGAGGAAUUAACAGUUUGCUCACCCAUAGGAAGAAAACCAUCUAGUCUGUGUCAAAACACCUGCGAUGAAAGACAAUUCAGAAAAGACUUGCAACAAACAAAAUUCAAACAUGAACACCGGACCUCAUCCCCGGUCGACUUCAAGUCUUUCAUCCAAAACUCGAUGCACAUAGACACAAGUGGGUUUCAAAGCAACCAGGUUGAUAUUCCCCUCGAGGUCAAAGGUCCAGACAGGCUGCUAGGAGAGAUUGCCUACCAACUGGAUAGGAGGAUUCUGUCCCACAUCUUCCAGGGCCAUAGGAGGCUUUAUGGUUUCACGCUGCUCAAUAUACCAGAAAAGAUCAUAGAGAACAGGAUUGGUUGGUUGUUGUUGCAGUACACAGAUAGGAAAUCACAUCACAUGAGCAAAGUUUUAACCUUAGCUUGUCAUUUAGAAACCAAAACUGACCAUAACAUUCCUCCUGACUCACAAAGAAGUCACAAGCCUUACUUCCUCUUUCAGGUGAGUGCGCACCCGCUGACAGGGAAGGUAGACGAGGGCUAUCGGCUUCAUCUCACUCACAGGUAUGCUGACCUCAUGGAAAGCCUGCACCAGCUGGGGUAUAAAGCAGCACUUCACCCUCCGUUCACUGAAUUUAUUGUAAACGCUUACGGGAUCCUGAAGGAGAGGCCUGGUGAAAACAGCACCCAGUUGAUGGAUUACAACAAUUCAAACUUUCUCAGGAAGCUGAUAAUGACCACAGCACCGAGGAAGCUUCAGAAGGACCUGCUGCUUGUUCUCACCUGCCUCUGGAACAUGGCAGAGAAGGAUAAGAAGCCUCUCCUUCUCUGGUAGACAUGAUUGUCCAUCCAAAGAGGCAGCAAUUCCGGCAAACUUACUUUGUACACAAAUUGGAAAUAAACUGUGAUAUUGAUAUGACACAAUACAUUUUGUGUGGCUAUGAUUUUGUGAACGCAGCCAUUCUAUAGAGGGUAAAACCACAAAUAAAUACACAGUUACAUAUUUGCUAAUCCAUACAGUAUACCUUUUGCAAGUACGCAUGGUGAAAUUGAACAGCUAACUCUAUUAAAGACAUAAAGCAUCAGUUUUUCUCAAAAUGAUGUAAACUUGUCAUAACAACCAUGGUUCAAUAAUAUACUUGUGCAGUAUAAUUACAUAAUCUGUGAAAGAAAUGAUCAAUUAUGAUAUGGAUGUACUA